Ophidiomyces ophidiicola is the source of this 1206-nucleotide messenger RNA. RefSeq lists its product as uncharacterized. Gene Ontology annotation, biological process: regulation of transcription by RNA polymerase II. Gene Ontology annotation, cellular component: mediator complex. Gene Ontology annotation, molecular function: transcription coregulator activity. The coding region runs from base 1 to 1206 and encodes 401 amino acids. The record is from RefSeq and is a predicted model, not a curated record. NCBI's taxonomy places the organism in Eukaryota, Fungi, Ascomycota, Eurotiomycetes, Onygenales, Onygenaceae. The transcript has 3 exons.
AUGCCCGCCACCCCUCAGAACUAUGCAUCGAGCUUCUCUACGACACAGUCGACGUCACCCGCCCAGAGCGCACCUCAGUCGGCCCCAGACUCUUCCUCGCCUCUAUCUUCUCUCGCGAUGCCCAUGCUGCCCGGCCAGCACUCUUCUGUAACGGCCACUAACGCCCUCCCGACGCCUGCCAGCAGCGUGAGCGGUGCUGCAAAGGAUUCUCAUGACCUAUCAGACAAAGCGGCUAGCGUCGUGAUGGAUACAAGCAGCGCCCCAGCUUCUACAAGUGCUGGCUACCGUGCCUCCACAAGUCAGCCAGAUCGACAGGAGCUGCAAGAGAAGGACCGAGCAUUGCAACCCGUUGAAGAUCCGAUGGAUAUUGACCGCAAAGAUGGCGCGUCCGAGGACCCAGCAGUCGCUGCGCUUCAAAUGGAUAUCGGACAAGCGUUCCAUACUUGUAAAACCACCUACUCAAUAUCUGGGCCCAGCCCUCGCUUCGACCUUAUUUCUAUGUACGGAUUAGGUUCCGUGGCAGCCUCGGUUGCCCGAACGGAUCCGGUUACUGGCGAGAAGAUAAAUAGGCUACGGAAGUCCUACGAGGGAAAAAUCAAGGGUCUUGGACUUUCUGGAAGAAACAAACCGGUGAAACAUGAACCCGGCGCGCCAGGAGGACUGAGACAGUUAACGAUGUGGCCGGAAGAUGAAUGGCUAAAUCAAAAGGUUGUUGGAAAAGAUAUCAAGCUUGCAGAGCCGGAUUCAAGCCUCUUUAAGCUGCACAUGAGGGCGAUGAAGAUGGAGCCGGGGCCAAUACCCAAUAACGAGUAUUGGGAAGAUGUGCUUGGCCAUGAAAAGUUACCUAAACAAGUCGCGCCUUCGGUCCACAAGGCAAACGAUACUCUUCCUUCAACUUCUCGGUACCCUGCACAAACCAACGGCACAUCCAUCUCAACCCCCGGUCCUGUUACUGGCAAUCCUGAUCGACCGAAACGUACAGGCAAGAAGAGGAGUUACAACGACAGCAGUUUUGUUGGUUAUGGGGAGGGAUUUCCCGAUGAUGAUGGUGAUUUGGAAGGAAGCUUCUAUUCCAACAGCGAAGAAGGCGGUAGAAGUUCUGUCAAAAAGAAACGAAAAAAGGAUCAUGUUUCAGGAGUUCCAUCAUCUUUAACGGAACGAAAAGGUAGCUAUGGUGUUGGGAUGUUUGGUGUUGGCGCACGAUGA